CCUGCAGGUGCUGGCAGACCCCCAGGAUGGCGGAGGCUCACCAGGCCGUGGCCUUCCAGUUCACUGUCACCCCCGAGGGCUUGGACUUCCACCUCAGCCGCGAGGCGGUCAAACAGCUCUACCUCGCCGGCAUCUCCUCCUGGAAGAAGCGCUUGGUCCGUGCCAAGAACAGCUUCCUGACCGGCGUCUACCCCGCCUCCCCCUCCAGCUGGAUGGUGGUCGUGAUGGCCACCGCCGGCUCCUUCUACUGCCAGGUCGACCCCUCCCUGGGGAUGAUUGCCCGCAUCCGCCACUGCCUGCCUGAGAGCCGCCUCCUGAGCUACGAGAGCCGGACGAUGGUGAGCGCCGCGCUCUUCUCCACUGGCGUCUGGCUCUCUGCCGUCCUGCUCUUCCGGCAGGCGCUGAAGCUGCUCCUCUCCUACCACGGCUGGAUGUUCGAGCCCCACGGCAAGAUGAGCCGCAGCACCAGGAUCUGGGUGGUGAGCGGCGCCUGCAGCCGGCACCGGCACCCAGCACUGGCACCGGCCCAGCAGGGCAGGGCAAGCGCCCCCCCGCGCCCUCACGCUGGCGGUGCCGGCAGGGUGCCCUGGGCCGAGGCUCGAGCCCGGUUCUUCAGCCACGGGAAGAACAAGGCGUCGCUGGAUGCCAUCGAGCGGGCAGCCUUCUUCCUGACGCUGGACGAGGAGGAGCACGGCUACAGCCCGGGCCAGGAGGGCUGCAUGGACGCCUACGCCAAGUCCCUGCUGCACGUGCCCCACGCUCAGGGGCACCUCUCUCCCCAGUUCGCGCUGGCGACAGACAAAUUCGAGCUGGGCUACACGGAGAGGGGGCACUGCCUGGGCGAGCCCGACACCCUGCUCGCCCCACCCCAGCGUCUCCAGUGGGACAUCCCCCAGGAGUGCCGUGCCACCAUCGAGGGCUCGUACCACCUGGCCAAGGCGCUGGCCGACGACGUGGACUUCUGCUGCUUCCAGUUCUCCGACUUUGGGAAGGGGCUGAUCAAGAAGUGCCGGACCAGCCCCGACGCCUUCAUCCAGAUCUCCCUGCAGCUCGCCCACUUCCGCGACAAGGGCUGCUUCUGCCUCACCUACGAGGCCUCCAUGACACGGCUCUUCCGUGAGGGCCGGACGGAGACAGUAAGGUCCUGCACCGCCGAGUCCACCGCCUUCGUGCGCAGCAUGGGGGAUGCCCGGCAGACCCGAGCCGAGCGCCAGCAGCUCUUCAAGCUGGCGGCUGAGAAGCAUCAGCACAUGUACCGCAUGGCCAUGACCGGGGCCGGCAUCGAUCGGCACCUCUUCUGCCUCUACGUGGUGUCCCGCUACCUGGGGGUGCAGUCCCCCUUCCUGGCCCAGGUGCUGUCGGAGCCCUGGCGCCUCUCCACCAGCCAGACGCCGCAGCAGCAGCUGAAGCUGUGCGACCUGAGCAAGCACCCUGACCUCGUCUCCACCGGUGAGGUGCAGGCCAACAAGUGCCCCCGGGGCUGGCUGGACUUCAGGGGAGACUGCUACGGGUACUUCAGCCGGGAGCUCUCCUGGAGGAAGGCAGAGGCCUUUUGCCAGCGCUUCGGCGCAGGCACCCACCUGGCCUCGGUGCACAGUGCGGAGGAGCACCGGGCCAUCGCCGCCCUGCUCUCCUCCGCCCGCUGUGGUGGGGACAGCGAGGAGGAGUGCGGAGACGACGGCAUCUGGAUCGGCCUCCACCGUCCCCUGGGG
Aptenodytes forsteri (emperor penguin) is the source of this 1712-nucleotide messenger RNA. RefSeq names its product carnitine palmitoyltransferase 1B (gene CPT1B). Lineage: Eukaryota; Metazoa; Chordata; Aves; Sphenisciformes; Spheniscidae. Gene Ontology annotation, biological process: fatty acid metabolic process; carnitine metabolic process. The annotation marks the transcript as partial. The record is from RefSeq and is a predicted model, not a curated record. Gene Ontology annotation, molecular function: carnitine O-palmitoyltransferase activity. Gene Ontology annotation, cellular component: mitochondrion. The transcript has 11 exons.